Molecule: messenger RNA, 2435 nt
Organism: Marchantia polymorpha subsp. ruderalis
Lineage: Eukaryota; Viridiplantae; Streptophyta; Marchantiopsida; Marchantiales; Marchantiaceae
Source: the annotation of a GenBank genome assembly
UCAUAGCGCCAUCAAUUGCACGACCGCUGACGCACGUCUGACGCGUUUGUCGCAUGUCUGAGGUACUCGCAUCUGCACUAAAAUUCUACUGCUUCUGUAAUUCCUACUCCUCAGCGAGAUCGGCAUGCGGUGAGGGGGCGAUUGCAUUGGCCGAGCCGACCAACGUCGGACGCAGCGUUCAAUCGACGAAGCAGGCACCGUGGCGAGGCGAGUGACGAUAAUACAUUCGGGAAUCUCCAUCGGCGCAUUCAUCAGAAGGGCCGCGUUUUUACGACGCGAUUCGCGAUCCAGUAAACUCUGACGAAGAUCAGAGCGAUCCAGAGCGGUUUCCUGAACAAACCCCGUCCCGGCCCUGUCCAAUUCUGAUCCACUGCUGCAGAGCACUGCACCAAUAAACGUGUCGCCUCACUCACAGGCCCCCAUAGCCGUCGAGCUCCGGCCUCCGAAGGACCAAUGCCCGCGCACAGUCAAUUCCCACACCACUGCAGUAAUUAUGGAAACUCCGGGUUACUGCAGUAGAGUAAAGUUAACAGACAGACGAAGGACCGAACCACGUCGACGGACGCAGUAAGGCCGCUCAGGGAGAUGGAGACAUCCACAGGGCAACCACGAUCGACCAACCGCGUGACUUCCUCGGUCUGGGUUCGACUCUACUCAGUAUGCCGGAGCGCAGUCGUGUGGGGAAGCGAGGGGUCGGUCGAUUCGAGUCUCGGAGCUGGAGGGGAAGAAAGAAAGCGAGCGACGGGAAAGCGGGGCCGGACGGAGGGCGGCGACGGAAGGACGGAAGGACGGAAGGCGGGCGACGACGACGUCACUGCUUCCCUAUCUGCUCGUGAGCUGCGGGCUUCGAAAGCUGCAAGAAAGCUGGCUGCCGGAUUUCCUUCUUCACGUGCCCCGAUGGCAUCCCGCAAGCAAUUCGUGCCUCGGAUUGUUUAGAGCACGUCUCCGGAGUCGCGAUCGUUGCCUAUAGUUCGAGGGAGGGAGAGGGGCUGGUUCAGAAUUUGGUGCAACAGGAGCAUGCGUCGUCGGGCCGAUGCUCUAGGAUUGAUCGAUAGAUAGAUUGAUUGAUUGAUUUGUUGAGUGAUUGAUCGGUCUUAGCGAGGAAAAUCGCGAGAGGGAGGGAGGGCGAGGGAACGGAUGUGAAGCAAUGGCAGGCACGCUGCCUGCCAAGGCCAGUCCCAGGGGUAGCUUGGAUUUUGAUGCGGAUGUGGCCGGUGCUUCUCCCACGCCCGAAGCAGGUAGUGCGCCUGGAAGUGGUGGUAAUGGGAGGCGAUUGGCUCGGAGUUUGGUGAUUAAAGGUUUAUGCCUUGUAGGUGGAGCUUUCUUGCUCAAGCAUUUGACUAAAACUACCACUCGCCGUGAUCACGCGCGUAUUGUCGCGCAGUCGCUCAGCGGAGAAAAGUUUUCCACGGAGCAAGCGGCUCGAGAUCCUAUGACAUAUUUCAAUCUCAGGUUACUGACAUGUCCGGCUACUGUACUCGCGGACGGAGCACGAGUUUUGUACUUUGAGCAGGCAUUCUGGAGAACUCCUGAGAGGCCCUACAGACAGAGGUUUUACAUGGUGAAGCCGUGUCCAAAGGAGAUGAAGUGCGAUGUGGAGGUGGCAUCGUAUGCAGUAAGGGAUAUUGAGGAGUACAGGAACUACUGUGAUCGACCAAAGAAUCAAAGGCCACAGCCAGUGGAAGUUGUUGGGGACAUGGCGGAACACCUCACAACAGUAUAUCUAUCAAAAUGUGAACGAGGCCGAAGGUGUCUCUACGAAGGUUCUACUCCCCCUGGGGGCUUUCCCAACUCGUGGAAUGGAGCCAGCAGAUGCACUUCAGAGUUGACCAUCUUCAAGACGGGUGAAAUACACUGCUGGGAUCGUGCUUAUGAUGAUGAAGGAAACCAGGUCUGGGGAGUCCGGCAAGGGCCUUAUGAAUUCAAACCUGGAAACUCAAGUACAAGUGGUAUUAUGUCAGAGACGGAUUUCAUAAACUCGUUACAAAAGGACGAUAAGGCUGUCGCCACCCUUUCUUCUUCCUAAUAACGGGCAAUUGGACUUUGGGUAAUGAGAAUAUUCCGAAUACAUUAUCCAGCAAAUUUGUGAGUUGAAAAGUCAUGGAAGUGAGACAAUGAGCUUCCAGGGAUGUUUGGCUUGCGAUUUCCAACAACUGGUAAUAGAGAGCUGGUUAGAAUGUGUAGGAGUGUUUGGAUUAGCGAUUUUACACAAUCAAGCAGGCGACAAAAGUUGGCGCCUGAAGAGAUUGAAGGUAAUAUUGCUAACUUGUAAUUGUAGUGUUCAGAUCCAGUGUCCUUGUACAGUAUAUUUGGCUCAAGGAAGAAGACGUGUAAAAUUGAAUGCGCUCUCUCAUUGGUCUGAACAUAAGGCAAGGGGUUGCUUGCACUGCAUACCAUGUUUUGAAAUCAUGUCACUUGAGGAAGGUGAAAAAGCG